GGCUGCCGCCGCCAUUUUGCCCGGAGCCGGACGGCCAGGAUCUGCUGCAGGCUCCGCUCAGGCCGAGUCCCAGCCCCAGCCCGCCUCCACCCUGCCCGCUCCCGCACUUCCCGCGGUACACCCCCGGCAGUAGCAUGGAGGACGACGGACAGCCCCGCACCCUAUAUGUAGGCAACCUCUCCCGAGAUGUCACAGAAGUCCUGAUCCUUCAGCUGUUCAGUCAGAUCGGUCCGUGUAAAAGCUGUAAAAUGAUCACAGAGACCGAUGGCAGGCGGGUCGGAGCGGCCGUCGGGUUCACCGCGAUGCCAAACGCCAACAACGAUCCGUAUUGCUUUGUGGAGUUUUUCGAGCACAGAGACGCCGCUGCUGCGUUGGCUGCCAUGAACGGGCGCAAAAUAUUGGGAAAGGAGGUCAAAGUAAAUUGGGCGACGACACCGAGCAGCCAGAAGAAGGACACGUCCAAUCACUUCCAUGUAUUUGUUGGGGAUCUGAGUCCGGAAAUCACCACAGAAGAUAUUAAAUCUGCUUUUGCUCCGUUUGGCAAAAUAUCCGACGCUCGGGUGGUGAAAGACAUGGCGACGGGAAAGUCAAAGGGCUAUGGAUUCGUUUCGUUCUACAACAAACUGGAUGCAGAGAACGCCAUAGUUCAUAUGGGAGGACAGUGGUUAGGAGGCCGACAAAUACGAACCAACUGGGCGACGCGGAAGCCCCCAGCACCAAAAAGCACACAAGAAAAUAACACAAAACAGCUGAGAUUUGAAGACGUGGUAAAUCAAUCCAGUCCUAAAAAUUGCACCGUUUACUGCGGUGGGAUUGGGUCCGGAUUAACAGAUCAGCUCAUGCGGCAAACUUUUGGAGUAUUUGGUCAGAUCAUGGAAAUCAGGGUCUUCCCGGAGAAAGGCUACUCCUUUAUCAGGUUUUCUACCCAUGACAGUGCUGCGCAUGCCAUCGUGUCUGUGAAUGGAACGACUAUAGAAGGCCAUGUGGUGAAAUGUUAUUGGGGUAAAGAGACCCCUGACAUGACUAAAGGCUUCCAGCAGGUGGAUUACAGCCAGUGGGGUCAGUGGAGUCAGGUCUACAGCAGCCCCCAGCAGUACAGUCAGUACAUGACCAACGGCUGGCAGGUGCCCUCCUACGGCGUGUACGGGCAAGCGUGGAGCCAGCAGAGCUUCGGGGUGGAGCAGUCCCAGUCGGCGACUUGGAUGGGUGGCUUCGGUACCCAGCCCCCACCGCCGACGCAGGCGCCGCCGGUAAUCCCCAAUCCCGCGGGCUACAGCGUGGCCGGUUACCAGACCCAGUGAUGCCGAACUCGCCGAUGUCUUGGCAUUAUACCACGUGCUUGUCAUACAGCGCCAAUUACCGAGGACGCGAUCCGGUGUGAAAUGUUCGAGGGGUGUCAAUCCAGAGAAGAAGCAAAUAUUUAUUUUAAGCUAAAACAUCCGAGACCUUUACCUCCACUUGGCGUUGGUGGAGAACACGUCAUAGUUUUUGCCUUUUUAAGGAACAUCUGUUUUAUUUUUCUCCCCCUUCUGUUCAGGACUGGAUUUAAGGAAUCUUUUAUGUAAAAACUGUUUGAAAAAUGCGUUUUUGAGCAGCUGGCGGCUUUGCUGGGGGUGCAGGCGGCCAGAUGCGGGACCCCCUGGCAUUAACGACCCCUCAUAUUUUUAAUGAGUUUCAUUUUUUAUGCAUAUUUAGUUUGGGCUCUACAGAUCGGGGCCGGUCCGCUGCGACGGGGGAGCCGCUCGGGCUUUUCUUGCUCUGCUGCUUUACUGGCAGUGGAUGCUUCUCUUGUAGCAUAACGCGGGAUUUCGGGGGGCUUCGUGUAAAUAUUAAACUGCUUCCCAGGG
Molecule: messenger RNA, 1847 nt
Organism: Spea bombifrons (plains spadefoot toad)
Lineage: Eukaryota; Metazoa; Chordata; Amphibia; Anura; Pelobatidae
Gene: TIAL1
Product: TIA1 cytotoxic granule associated RNA binding protein like 1
Exons: 12
Coding region: 135-1301 (388 amino acids)
Cellular component (GO): cytosol
Molecular function (GO): DNA binding; mRNA binding
Source: RefSeq, a predicted model, not a curated record